Messenger RNA from Eruca vesicaria subsp. sativa (arugula), 2177 nucleotides. NCBI's taxonomy places the organism in Eukaryota, Viridiplantae, Streptophyta, Magnoliopsida, Brassicales, Brassicaceae. The record is from the annotation of a GenBank genome assembly.
AUGCAGACUAGAUAUAUGGAGAGGACUAAUAGUAUGAGAGAAAAGAGAAAGCUUGAGGAAGAUGAUAAUACUAAUCAGCAGCAGCAGCCUGAGCGUAAAAGACCCGCUCUUGCAAGUGUAAUUGUUGAAGCUUUGAAGAUGGAUAGCUUACAGAGACUUUGCUCAUCUUUAGAACCUAUUCUUCGCCGAGUGGUAAGUGAAGAGGUGGAGAGGGCAUUGGCGAAGCUAGGCCCUGCAAGACUCAGUGAAAGGUCAUCUUCUCCUAAACGAAUAGAAGGCAUUGGUGGAAGGAACUUGCAGCUGCAGUUCAGGUCUAGACUCUCUGUUCCUUUGUUCACUGGAGGGAAGAUAGAAGGAGAGCAAGGUGCUGCCAUCCACGUUGUACUAUUAGAUGCCACAACAGGACAUGUACUGACAGUAGGCCCUGAAGCUUCUGCAAAGCUUGAUGUUGUUGUGCUUGACGGGGAUUUCAACAACGAAGAUGAUGAAGGUUGGACUGAAGAAGAGUUUGAGAGUCAUUUGGUUAAAGAGCGUCAAGGAAAGAGGCCUCUUUUGACAGGUGAUGUUCAGGUGACGUUGAAAGAAGGUGUGGGGACGUUAGGGGAACUUAUCUUUACGGAUAACUCGAGUUGGAUAAGAUGUAGAAAGUUUAGGCUGGGGUUAAAGGUGUCUUCUGGUUACUGUGAGGGGUUACGUGUGCGCGAGGCGAAGACAGAAGCUUUUACUGUCAAGGACCAUCGUGGAGAGUUGUACAAGAAACAUUAUCCACCUGCUUUGGAUGAUGAAGUCUGGAGGUUGGAGAAGAUUGGUAAGGAUGGAGCUUUCCAUAAGAAACUGAAUAAAGCAGGAAUCUACAACGUUAAAGAGUUUCUUCGUCUUAUGGUUAAAGAUUCUCAGAAACUAAGGACUAUUCUUGGGAGUGGAAUGUCGAACAGGAUGUGGGAGACACUUGCAGAACAUUCAAAGACAUGUGUCUUGAGUGAAAUGCUUUACGUCUACUAUCCUGAGGACUCAGUUGGUGUUGUUUUCAACAACAUCUAUGAGUUUAGUGGUCUUAUUUCAGGGAAGCAGUACUAUCCUGCUGAUUCUCUUUCUGACAACCAAAAGGGUUAUGUUGAUGCAUUGGUGAAGAAAGCUUAUGAAAACUGGGAUCAAGUUGUUGAGUAUGACAGCAAGUCACUGAUGAACUUCAACCAAGUUAACAAGACAGCUGAUUUAAUAGACUACUCAAUGCCAGUUUCUGUCCCAAGCCAACCUUCUACAUCAUAUUCAGACAUAACCGGCGAAGCAUCAGUGUACAAUCAGAUUUCGGCUUCAAGUUUCCCUGCUCAGUCUGAUACUAAUUCGUACAUAAUGAACUAUGGAAACGCUUCAUUUGCACCUCAAGACCAGCUAGUCAACAACACUCAUGAAUCACAAGGCAUGAUCAACGGAAAUGGUGGUGGGAGAUUAGCACUAGGUCCACCAACAGGAUCCCAAAACCAACACUUGGUUCAGCCUCAUACUGAGAUGAACCCCUUUAAUGAUUGGUCAAACACAGGAAACAGAGGAGGUGAUGGGUUCUUAUCAGAGGAAGAGAUAAGGGCUAGAAGUAAUGAAAUGCUUGAGAACGAUGAUAUGCAGCAGCUGUUGAGACUCUUUAGCAUGAGUGGUGGUGGUGGUGGCCCGCAAACUCCAAUGAACAUGGGGGAAGACGGGUUUGGGUUCCACUCGUUUGGUCAGUCUUCUUCUAUGGGCGAUUAUGAGGAAGACCGUUCACAAUCGGGUAAGCCUGUUGUUGGAUGGCUAAAAAUCAAAGCAGCUAUGAGAUGGGGCUUCUUCAUCAGGAGGAAAGCUGCUCAGAGACGUGCGCAGAUUGUUGAACUCGAGGAGGACGAAUAGGUCUCAAGAGCUAAGGGUUUCUUUCUGAUGGUGGCUAAACAGUUUCCCCAAAAGAAGAAAGUCUUUUGUUUGGUUUCUUCUUCUUGUGGGAGCGUCACGACUCACUUGUAUAGUAAGCUUUCUUCUUCUCUUUCUUAUUUGUGCUUUGUAAUCUCUACUUUGACCAGUAUUUUCAAGAAACUUUAAACCUGUUGUAAUUUGUUUUCUUUGUUGUGUGUUAUUUUGCUAUUUGGGGAUUUGUUUUUGGGAAGAUUAAUGAUAACUAUUUAGAGUAAUAGAGUAAUAAAUAAUAAACA